AUGGCUGCUAAAACUGGUAAGAGCACAUCCUCAUUGAAGUCUUACUUUUCUGAGGCUGAGAAUGAUGUGAUAGUAAAGGCCUUCUAUCUUUGUGAUGGGCAGCUCCUUGAUAUACAUGACUCUGGCAAGUUCUUCCAUGACCGUUUGUCAGGAGAAAAAGAGCUGUCUGGCACCAACUCUGUGGACCUACCUAGGUCUGACAUUCUGGGAUCCUUAUCCUCUGAUAAUGAUGAUGCAUAUGAACAAACACAGUCUGGGACUGCAGGGGGUUUAUCAGGUGUAGGAAGUAUCACUACACAUUCUCUUCAAACAUAUGGACUCUCACAUCCAAAGACAAAAUGUGAGCAACAGACACCCCAUAAGGUCCCCAACCUUGGAGCCUUCAUACCUCAAUGUGAUGAGAAAGGUGAUUACCUUCCAAUGCAGUGUUAUGGUAGUACUGGGCACUGCUGGUGUGUGGACAGGAAUGGAACAAGGAUUGCAGGAACUUUACGGCAUGGAGAUGCCAACUGCCAAGCAACUGACAUUCAGAAAAAGUGCCGUAGAGAAGCAGCAAAAGUGAUUCGAAUGCCUGGAGCCUUCACUCCACAGUGUAACUAUAAAGGAGAUUAUCGCCCAAUGCAGUGCCAUGGUAGCACUGGGCAGUGUUGGUGUGUGGAUGUGAAUGGAGACAAGAUUUCGGGAAGUGAACAGCAGGGACCAGUUGAUUGCAAAGCACAUGAUAUUCAGACAAAGUGCCAGAAAGACGCAGAAAGAUUCAAACCAAAGGAUGGAACUGACAUUCCAAUGUGUGAUGAGAGGGGGGAUUAUCUGCCAAAACACUGUCAUGCCAGCACUGGGUUUUGUUGGUGUGUGAACAGGCAUGGAGAGAUGUUAGGCACUAAACAAAGAGGAGAACUGAAAUGUCCAGAGCACACUCAGACAAAGUGUCAGAAGGAAGCAUCAAGGUUAACCCCAAUGCCAGGAGCCUUCAUUCCACAAUGUGAUGAAAAGGGUGCUUAUCUUCCUAUGCAGUGCAAUCAUAGCACUGGGCACUGCUGGUGUGUUGGUCGACGAGGAAAAAAGUUUGUAGAGACAGAACAGUUUGGAGAAGUUAGCUGUGAAGGAGUUGGCAAUAUCACAAAGUGUGAAAAAGAAGCAGAAAGAAUACAAGUUGGACUUUUGGGUGUAUACAAACCACAAUGCAAUGAACAUGGACACUAUGAACCAAUACAGUGCCACAGUAGCACAGGGUACUGCUGGUGUGUGACACAGAAUGGCACAAAAAUCCCUGGAACUGAGAUACGUGGAACACCAAAGUGUGAUGAGCACGCUCAGACAAAGUGCCAGAAGGAAGCAGCAAGUAUAACCCCGAUGCCAGGAGCCUUCAUUCCACAAUGUGAUGAAGAAGGUGCUUAUCUUCCCAAGCAGUGCCAUGGUAGUACUGGGUUCUGUUGGUGUGUUGAUCAUUUGGGACAAAAGUUGUUAGGGACGGAACAGCAUGGAGAAGUUACCUGUUAAAACUAAAGUGAAGAAGAAAUCCCUGCAUGAAGGGCAGCUUUGCUAUAGAGAAAAUACACUUCUUAGUCUACAAGGCAGUCGGAUGAAAACAUUUUCCUCAAAAAUCAUGCUGCACAAAAGUAGUGGAACUGGCAGUUUGAAACAAAGACUUUUUUCUGCAGGGAGGCAAGUCUGUACAUACCACAAUGCUGACACCUCAACUAUAUGUACCCGAAAAUAAGAUAAUGACCUCUGAAGAUGCUGCACCUUAGAGCAAGGGCAAAAACUUUAUUCAGGCAAAGAUGUUUCUGCCAAGUGCAAAUCUUCAAGCAGCUGACAUUUCCACUUCUAAAAAGACACUGCAGUCUUACUUCCAGAAAGACAGAAAGACAAUGAUUUGAAGCUUCAGCAUUACCCAUACUGGGACAUACCCAACCACACUUUCUACCUUACUGAUUUUGAUGGUAUGGCAUGAAUUUGGAGACAAGCUCCUUAAAGCAGGUUUCCCAUGAAAUACCAGUUAUGUCCUUAAAAGGAAUAUCGCAAAAUGGAGAAAUUACUAAGCAUAAACAUGAAAACAUGUCUAUUGCAUUUGUAUCAAAGUAUAGGCUCAAAUUCCAAAUAUCACUUUAACUUUCAUCAUGUUGCUUUUACAGUCUCAGGGAUGUGCUUAAGCAGGGCAUUCAACCAAUUUUGUCUGUACAUAUGACAAUGUAAGCAAAUGAUAUUCCAGCAAGCCAGAUCAUACAAAGCCUGAGUACAUGUUAACAUUGGCAACCUUAAAUGGAAAAUGUCCAUACAAUAUUUUUUGUUAGUUUCUUUGAAAUCUUAUUUAACCAUGCUGUAGUGUUUUCAUGAAAUAAUUUAUCUUACUUUUUUUUUUUUUUUAGGACAUCUAAAUCUUUCCAUUAUAUGUAGCCUUUCUCUAAAACUAAUUCAUUUAUUCUACCUUAUUUCUGUCACCACUAUCCCAGUUUUACAACCAGCACUGUAAGUGAAACUGGUAGAUUGUUGAUGGUUGGGUUGAGUGGAAUGAUUCAGACCAUGACAAUGUCCAUUGCCCAGGAAGGCGAGCUAGGUUUUGGGCAAGCAUUCGUUUGUUUCUUUUUCUGAUCUUGUUCAAAAGUCUAAUAAUGAAUCUAGAUGCAGAAGUGGGGGUGGGGUGGGGGUGGGGGGUUGUACACAAAAAGUAAAGCAACGUGAUAGAGGACUAAGGUUUUAUUUGCAAAACAAUGUACUGUUGUAAGAACAGGCAGCAGUUAAAUAUGAAAAUAAUAAGUUCAAAAUAAUGAAAAUCAAUUAAACAGCAGCAUGAUUUUAAGUGUUUGUAAUGAUUAUGUUAUUCCACUACACUGACUGCUACUUUUUACCCUCUAACCUGAAUACUGUCUGUAUUCCUAAUAAACAUUUAGGAAUCAA
Messenger RNA from Protopterus annectens (West African lungfish), 2898 nucleotides. Its product is annotated as thyroglobulin-like. The transcript has 9 exons. The record is from RefSeq and is a predicted model, not a curated record. The coding region runs from base 1 to 1500 and encodes 499 amino acids. Lineage: Eukaryota; Metazoa; Chordata; Ceratodontiformes; Protopteridae.